AUGGCACCUCAAGACUACAACAACGGCGUCUCAGGCCUCCCAUACUUCACCCCCAAACACCUCACCUCCCCAGGAACACCCAUUUCCAACACUAAACAAAAUGGCCCAUCAACACCAACGCUCUUCACGCCCCUCACAAUACGCGGCACCACUCUCCGCAACCGCAUCCUAGUCGCCCCAAUGUGCCAGUACAGCACUGCAUCUGAAGGACCCACGACAGGCGCAUUAACAGACUACCACAUCGCAACCCUCGGCCACUACGCUCUCAAAGGCGCUGGUCUGGUCUUUAUAGAAGCAACCGGUGUCCAAGCCAACGGUCGUAUAUCGCCAAACUGCCCUGGAUUAUGGAGCGACUCCCAGAUUCCUGCGCUACGCCGGGUGUCGGACUUUAUCAAAAGCCAAGGAGCUCAGAGCGGCAUCCAACUAGCCCAUGCAGGAAGAAAGGCCAGUACAUGCGCACCCUGGAUUGCCGGCGAACAGAAGACACAAGGCGGGAAGCGCAAAGUCAGCGUAAAAGCCGACACGGAUGCAGGCGGCUGGCCAGAAAACGUCGUUGGACCAAUGGGCGGCCAGGAAUGGGCAUGGGACGAGAAGGCAGCAGACGACGAGAGCAGCGGGUACUGGGCCCCUCGAGCUCUUAGCGAGAAGGAGAUUGGGGAUUUGGUCCAAGACUGGGCCGACGCUGCGCAAAGAGCAGUAAACGCUGGUAUCGAUGUCAUCGAGAUCCACGCCGCGCAUGGCUACCUAAUCCACCAAUUCCUCUCCCCUGUUACCAAUCAACGAACAGACAAUUACGGUGGUUCUUUCGAAAACCGCACACGCAUCCUCGUUGACAUUAUCAAGGCCAUUCGAGCUGUCAUCCCAGCCAGCAUGCCCUUGUACCUCCGCAUCAGCUCCACAGAUUGGAUGGAAGAAACCGAAAAGGGCAAGAAACUCGGUACUUGGGACGUUGAAAGCUCGAUCCGCCUCGCGAAAUUGCUUCCUGGUCUGGGCGUCGAUCUCCUAGAUGUGAGCAGUGGAGGUAAUCACCCCGAGCAGCGCAUCAACAUGUUCGAUUCGAAAGACUAUCAGAUCAAGAUCGCGGCGCAGAUCCGUAGUGCGCUCAAGAAAGAGAAUCUCAGUUUGUUCAUCGGCGCUGUUGGUCUCAUUACCGAAGCGGAACAAGCGAGAGAUAUUGUGGAAGAGGGUGGUGCAGCUGCACCUAUUUCUCGGAUCGGGGAUGAGGAGUUGGCGAAAGAGGCGCGGGCUGCGGUCAAGGUUACGGAGGGCAAGGAGCCGUUGGCUGAUGUUGUGUUGGUUGCGCGACAGUUUAUGAGGGAGCCUGAGUGGGUGUUGAGGGUUGCGUGGCAGUUGGGCCUCGAUGUUGCGUGGCCGAAUCAGUUUUUGAGGGUGAGGUUUCCGAAGCUGUAG
Molecule: messenger RNA, 1410 nt
Organism: Alternaria atra
Lineage: Eukaryota; Fungi; Ascomycota; Dothideomycetes; Pleosporales; Pleosporaceae
Exons: 1
Coding region: 1-1410 (469 amino acids)
Cellular component (GO): intracellular anatomical structure
Molecular function (GO): NADP binding; FMN binding; NADPH dehydrogenase activity
Source: RefSeq, a predicted model, not a curated record